GAUUUUAAACUAAGUGGAUCUGCUUGUUUUUAAUUGUUCAUCAUCAUCAAAUCACAGACUCAAGAUGGCCCUAAAUGUGUUUGAUCAUGAUGAAUACAGACCACCAGUGUGGAAGUCCUACUUGUACCAGCUCCAGCAGGAGGCACCUCACCCACGCAGACUCACCUGUACCUGUGAGGUGGACAACCGACCUAAAUACUAUGGAAGAGAGUACCACGGGAUGAUUUCAAGAGAAGAAGCCGACCAGUUGCUGAGUCAGGCCGAAGGCAGCUACCUCAUCAGAGAGAGUCAGAGACAGCCGGGCACAUACACGCUGGCUCUAAGGUUUGGGAACCAGACUAGAAAUUUCCGCCUCUACCAUGACGGGAAGCACUUUGUUGGAGAGAAAAGGUUUGAGUCCAUCCACGACCUGGUCACAGACGGCCUCAUCACACUCUACAUCGAGACGAAGGCAGCGGAAUACAUCGCUAAGAUGACCAUAAACCCUAUCUAUGAACAUGUGGGCUACACCACCCUAAACCAGGAGCCCACUCUGAAGAAACACCUGCCAAUCAGCCCCGAGUUACCCGACGGACCUGCUCCAGCCAAAGACGACCACAACACAGAGGAGAGGCUCACAUCGCUGGUGCGGCGGGCCACCCUGAGGGAGAGCGACUUGGCGCCCAAGUACGAGAAGGUGCACAACUUCAAGGUUCAUACAUUUAGAGGCCCCCACUGGUGUGAAUACUGUGCCAACUUCAUGUGGGGUCUCAUCGCUCAGGGAGUCAAGUGUGCAGACUGUGGGCUGAACGUCCAUAAGCAGUGCUCCAAGGUGGUGCCCAACGACUGCCAGCCGGAUCUGCGGCACGUCAAGAAGGUGUACAGCUGCGACCUGACCACGCUGGUCAAAGCCCACAACACUAAGAGGCCAAUGGUGGUGGACAUGUGCAUACAAGAAAUCGAGGCCAGAGGUCUUCAGUCAGAGGGUUUAUACAGAAUAUCAGGCUUCAGUGAGCUGAUUGAAGACGUCAAGCUGGCUUUUGAUAGAGACGGAGAAAAGGCAGAUAUUUCCUCAAGCGCCUACGAGGACAUCAACAUUAUCACCGGAGCCCUCAAACUCUACUUCAGAGAGCUGCCUAUUCCCAUCAUCACAUAUGAUGCCUACCCACGCUUCAUAGAGGCCGCAAAGAUUACAGAUGCAGAAAAACGCCUGGAGUCGAUCCACGAGGCCUUGAAGCUGCUGCCACCAGCUCACUGCGAGUCACUGCGAUACCUCAUGGCUCACCUCAAGAGAGUCACCCAGUGUGAGAAGGAGAACCUCAUGUCCAGCGAGAACCUGGGUAUUGUCUUCGGUCCGACACUGAUGCGAGCCCCCGAUUUGGAUGCUAUGACGGCGCUCAACGACAUCCGAUACCAGAGACUGGUGGUGGAAACGCUCAUUACCAAUGAAGACGUACUGUUCUGA
Molecule: messenger RNA, 1444 nt
Organism: Scomber japonicus (chub mackerel)
Lineage: Eukaryota; Metazoa; Chordata; Actinopteri; Scombriformes; Scombridae
Product: N-chimaerin
Exons: 14
Coding region: 65-1444 (459 amino acids)
Biological process (GO): signal transduction; regulation of small GTPase mediated signal transduction; positive regulation of GTPase activity
Molecular function (GO): GTPase activator activity
Source: RefSeq, a predicted model, not a curated record